AUCUGUUGCACGUGACUUUGAUCACAUGACGGACUAAAAAUGGCCGACGCAAACAACGACGAGAGAAGUCCUCUUUUACAAACUUCUCCUCCAGAAUAUUCUCAAAUUCCUUCCGGCCCUACAGUAACUGUAGCCCCUCUGGAGCAUGAUGAUCUCCCUCCUCCGUAUUCUCCAUCAACGGCGGGUGCCGUACCAAUGAUCAACUGCAAAGUUUGUCAAUCGAUGAUAAAUAUAGACGGUAAAGCUCAUCAACAUGUCGUCAAAUGUAGUGUCUGCAAUGAGGCAACACCCAUAAAAGCCGCUCCACCUGGAAAGAAAUACGUUCGAUGCCCUUGUAAUUGCUUGCUAAUUUGUAAAGGAUCGUCACAAAGAAUAGCCUGUCCGAGAAAUAACUGCAAAAGAAUUAUUAAUUUGGGAAAUCCAGCUGCUCCUAAUACCAGGCAAAGGACUCCGGGUACCAAUCGUGUAACUUGCGUUCAUUGUCAAGAUUCCUUUUUGUUUAAUAUAACUAAUAGAGCUUUGGCAAGAUGUCCGCAUUGUAGAAGAGUCUCGUCUGUUGGACCUAGCUACGCUAGAAGUCGAGCUAUUUUGUUUGCAAUCAUUGGUUUGUUUCUCAUAAUUCUUGGUAUUGGAGUAACGGUCGGAACGUACAGAAUAGCAAGAAGAUCGCCUGGAAUAUAUGUCAUAUGGAUAGGUAUUGGAUCUUGCGUCUUGGGUAUCUGCCCGAAUUGUACAUCAGCCUGCAAUUGUGCCGGGGAAUUACCCAGAGAUUGCAGUUCUGAUCAGAGAUUCUGUACAACUUGCGCGCCUGGUUUUAAAGAUCCACCUUGUUGCGAGACUCCAUGCUCAAUUGGAAAAUUUGGGGCUAAUUGCGAGUAUGAUUGCCAUUGUAAAAUAGGAGUUGUUUGCCUGCCAAAUAAUGGACAUUGUAUGGAUAAUUCGUGCGAUCCUCAAUGGUACGGAGCAGGAUGUCAGAUAAGAUUACCCAAGUUAACAACUCCACCAGAGAUUAGAAACCUCAGUUGUAAAUCAUUCAAAGUAGUUUGGAAGGCUUGGAAUCAGAUAACUGAUAUUGGUUCACCAUUUAUUUCAUCAUAUGUGCUGCAGCAAAGUUUAAACGGAUCGGCGUGGUUGAAUUUAUUAAAGAGGAUCCAUAAUCCGAAUGUAACCGAAUAUCAUCAACUAUUAAACAGUGGACUAUUAUUCUACACAGAAUAUAGAUACCGUAUUCUUACAAACCUUGACGAUAACGGAAAAGAACAGAUCGGAUUAUCAGGACCAUCGAAUGUUGCUUUUUCUUUACCAUCAUGCGAAAUUUUAACUACCGCAACACCAACUACCACUGUUUUAACUACUCAACCUAUUAAAUCCUCCUCGUCGUCGUGGAGUACAACGAAAACUAAAACUACCUCCACAACCAAAGUAACAAGCAAAUUUACAACAACUAAGCCUAUCAUUCCCACAACAGUUCCAUUAACUACACAAGAACCUACAACGACUGAAAUGGAGACAACAGUUCCAACCACAACAAUUCCGCCAUCUCCACCCUCUGCAAUUAGUAAUUUAACUGUUGUAAUUGAUCAAAGCGGAUCUGCGGUUGUAUUCUGGCAGCCAAGUAUAUCUGACCUGCCGCUUAAGGGUUACCAGAUCAUAUACGAACCGAUUGCCUUACUAGCAUGCCCGGCCGACUACACUUUCAACAAAAGGCCUAUUAAAAUAGAUAUUCCGCCUUCUACUUCUUAUCGAAUAGUCCCAAAUCUUUUGAAUAGUUUUACAAAGUAUCAGCUUAGAUUAGCAGCUAAAAAUCGGAUUGGUUUGGGUAAUGAAACUGAAACGGAAUUUUCAACUGCUCCAAAAGUUCCUGAAAAAUUCCCAGAAAAUAUUCAAAUACUCAAAGUUGACACCUUUUAUGCCUUAGUUGAGUGGACGCUGAUUGAUUGUUCCGAUUACAAUGGUAACGCUGUAGGAUAUGAAAUAACUACUUUAGACGAGAGUGAUCGAGUAGUUUUUCAAAAGACAAUAGAAGCCAAUAGUAGAACAGUUAACAUAACAGAUUUGAAAUUUCACACUUCCUAUAAAACUUCUAUAAGAUUUGUUAAUAGCUGGAUAAAGGGUCCAUCGUCGGAUUUUGUGCAAUUCCUAACUUUGGACGCUGAACCAGGUGCUAUUAGAAAUUUAAAUCGUUUCGUUGGAAAUGAUGGAAGGAUCUCUAUCAGUUGGAAUUCUCCUACUGUCAGGAAUCGACCAAUAACAAAAUAUCGAGUGUCGUAUAAGAAGAUUGGUUUCGGAAGUUGUGAAAUCAUUUCAAAUGAAAGUCCUAAAAUCAUUUAUUUCAAUGGACAAACAACUAGUAUUGUACUCUCGAAUUUAUCGGGUUGGUCUCGUUAUACAGUAACUGUUGAGGCGGAGAAUGAAUUUGGCCGAGGUAAAGGAAAUUCAAUUGACAUUUUAACACCCGAAUCUCUACCUAUUGGACAGGUGAAUGAUCUGAAGGUUGAAGUAGGAGCAAGGAAAUUGGCAUUGACUUGGAAGAAGCCAAAUUGCAACUUAACGAAUGGAGUUCUUGUUAGAUACGAUCUAAUAAUAAAAUCUCCUUUAUCGACUAUUAGGGAAUCAACAAAAUCAGAAGAGUUUAGUCUUGAUAGCAAUUUCGUUCAACCCUAUACCAAUUAUGAAUAUCAAGUAGCUUACGUUAACUCUGCAGGGAUAGGACCCUACACUCCGAAAAUAUCUGUUCAAACAAAACAGGAUUUUCCAUCAGAGCCUACUGCUUUAAGAAUAGAAUCUAUAUCUAACAUAUCCGCCGUUAUAUCUUGGUCUAGUCCAGUACAGAUAAACGGAGUACUUCAACAGUUUAGACUUACUUGGCGAAAGAUUAAUGGAGCAAGCUUAAGUCAAACUGUCAGUGGUUCAACGUUUGUAGCCAACAUAACUGAAUUGAAACCUUUCACAGAAUAUUUGAUAUCAAUUCAAGCUAGAACAGAUCCAGGAUUCGGUAGUGUAAGCCCGGAUUUUAAGUUUAAAACACUGCAAGGACUACCUUCCACCCCUGAAACUCCGAGGGUGGACUUUGCAAACGAAACAUGUUUUAAAUUGUCUUGGGGAGCGCCAAGUUACAUUCCGGGCGUUUUCAAUAACUAUCGCAUUGAAACUGAAAUUCUUUAUAGCUAUAGUACUCAAGAGAGACAGAUAAGAGUUCAUACAACCAGAAAUCUCCGUUCGGAAAUAUGCGAACUGUUUCACGCAACACAGUAUACAAUAGCCAUAUCCGCUUCAACGGAAGCUGGUUAUGGUCAAAAAAUUUCAUCUGAAUUUUGGACAGAAAUUGCAGAACCACCUCCACCGGCCACUCCAAUUUUUCAGGAUGCAACAAAUUCUACGAUUCGUGUUCAAUUAUUGCCUGCUGUUAUUACAACUGGUCCAAUAUCCAAUUACUAUAUAACUGUUCAAGGGGAAAGAUACGCAUCUUUGAAAUCGAACCUAUUACAAGUUCCUACUUCAUUCGUUAUCGGAGAUAAUAAAUUGUAUGGAAUUUAUAGGAAUCAAGCUUUAAGAGCAAAUUCUAAAUACAACGUUAGCUUGAUUCUGGAAUCGUUCUUGGAUGGAGUAACUAAAACAUCUGAGAGUAGGAAAAGUGAAUUUUCCACUGCAAAAACUCCAGAAGAACCAACUUUAGGCCCUGUUGUAGGAAAUGACGAUUCGAAUAACAAUCUCAUUUGGAUUAUAAUCUGCUCAGUAUUGGGUUUUCUUUUACUUCUUCUAUUAAUUAUAUUAAUAAUAUAUUUUUGCUGCUUCCGUCGUCGAAAAUCUGAGAUAAAAGAAGAUAAACAAACAUUAGCCAAAGAGGAAAGUCCUACUUGGCUUGAAUACUACGAAAAACAGCACUUACAAAAAUCUACUAAAAAGGUCAACAUCAAGUUUCCCAUACAUUGGACAGAUACUUUUGAUCCAAAUCAAAGUAGAAGAAUCUUACUUACAGCAAAGGUUCCAUCAGACGGGGCACUAACUUUUGCAGAAGAAUGGAAUAGACUACCAAAGCAACCAACUUCCCAAAUUAAAGAGGCUAUGCGUCAGGACAAUAGAGGAAGAAAUAGAUUUGACCUUUACCUUCCCUACGAUUAUAAUCUUGUCGUUUUGCCAAAUAAGAGACUUGGGGGUAUCAAGGGAGUCUUUAGAAAUAAAUCGACUUAUAUAAAUGCAAAUUACAUACAUAUGUAUGGUCAACAGCCAACUGAGGUUGGGGAAUACAUACUGGCUCAAUCUCCCCAUUCUCCUCAAACCAUCGAAUCAUUUUGGUCUAUGAUUCAAUCUGAAAGUGUUUCUACUAUUGUUAUGGUAGAGAGUCGACAAGAUUUUAAAGCGACAAAAUGUGAACGCUAUUGGCCUAGAUUAGGGGAGCACAUCGAAUACAAUGAUAUUGAGGUUCAAACAACUGAGGAGCUGGUAUUCGCCUACUAUACAACAAGAACCUUUGUGAUAUUUAGCUCUGAAGGUCAACGUCAAGUUCGCCAAUUACAAUUUACAGCAUGGUCCGAUCACGGCGUAUUGGAAGAUGCUAUUCCUUUCUUUAAUUUUUUAAGAACUGUUCGUAGGGCGAGUGAAUAUGAGAAUUCGAUUCUUGUUCAUUGUGCCACAGGCGUUAGUAGAUCCGCUGUGUUUAUUGCUGCCGAAUCAUUAUGGAGGCAAUUAGCUUCGGAAGGUGCUGUUAAUGUUUAUGAGACUGUCAAGAACUUUCGAGAUCAGAGAUUGAUGAUGGUUAGGACUUUUAACCAAUACAAAUUUCUAUACGAUAUUCUCUUCGAGGCUGGAUUAACCGAGUAUUACGAACUAGAGGCGGAUAAGGCUAAAAUGAAACAUAUUUAUAGGCUGUUAACUGCAAAGGAAGACGAUUUGAAUAACGGAUGUAUUCUUCGAAAACAGUACGAAGUGAUAGAAAGUCUCUGUGAUAGAAUUGACGGAGACCAUUUAACUGCAAAUAAUACUAUUAAUAAGAGUAAAAAUCGUUUUGAAAGUAUUGUACCUAGAGACCAUCAUAGACCUAGAUUGAGAAGCUCACCAAAUGACUACAUUAACGCUAUUUAUAUUGAUUCGCAUGUUCGAAAGAGGAUGAUGAUUGUCACUCAAACACCAUUAAGUUCAACGGUAGCUGAUUUCUGGACAUUAAUCUUUGACGAAUCAAUAGAAGUUAUUAUUGCCAUGAACAGUACUGAUUAUAAAGAGGAAUCGUGCGCUCUCUAUUUUCCUGAAACGGAGGGUGAAAGGAGGAAAUUCGGUGAUUCUCUUAGUGUUACUAACAAGGGAACUGUCAUGGAUACUCAUUUACUAAAAACAAAGAACUUUUUAAUUCAAAAAGGAGGUAUUGAAAGAACUGUUGAUAGGAUAGAAUUUACGGAUUGGGAAAUGUACGAAAAAACACCAGGAACUUAUGAAAGUUGCCUAAUGUUAAUACAAUUAGUCGAAGAUUAUUGGUCAAAUAAGGACAGACCUAUUCUAAUACAUUGCGUAGAUGGAGCGACACAGUCAGGAUUUUUUGCAACAUUGGUUAUACUCUAUGAACAGAUUGUAGAAGAUAUGAACGUCGACGUCUUCCAUACCGUUCGAAGCCUUAAAAAACGUCGCCCUCACAUCAUUAACAAUUAUGAACAAUACAGAUUUCUGUUCAAAUUUUUAUGGCACGUUAUCAACAAGCCCACAUUUCCAUAG
Messenger RNA from Dimorphilus gyrociliatus, 5703 nucleotides. The record is from the annotation of a GenBank genome assembly. Lineage: Eukaryota; Metazoa; Annelida; Polychaeta; Dinophilidae.